AUGUACAAAUCCGAAUCCCUCAGUUGCACGCGGUGUUGGAAAUGGCCGUGUUGUUUCUUUUUGUAAUGAAAAAUGUGUAGCCGCCAUCCUGCAUCUUCUACUUCAAGGCAUAUUUGGUGUCUUUGGUAUUUGUUGACAGUUAUUUCUGCAGUAAGAUGCGGGGUGUCGCCAUCCAUUGAUGUUGAUAUUUUCAGUAUGCGGUCCCCAAUUAAAUGCUACAAAGAUGACCUGAUUCCUGUACUAAAGGUAACAUGGGACAAAUUCAAAUUAGAAGUGAAUCAAGUACCGGACACUGGUUCAAUAACCAAAUAUUUCCUUCAGUCAGAAGGAGCAAACCUAAGAUCCAAUGCAGUGGCAUGCAUGUCAAUGCAGAACCUGUCAUCAUUCCAUUUUUCUAUUACUGGCAAUUUUCUCAAUCAACCUGUUGAACUUUAUUUUGAUUACAUGCUUGAGGAUGCCAAUGGGUUCUUUCACUACCCAAAAUCUGCAAAGAAAUUAUCCUUUUGGCUGAAAAAAAUGAAUGGUCAACCAGUAUUUGAGGAAGGUGAAAUGCCAGACCUCCCAUGGAACUUCUUUUUCCAAUAUGUAAUACAGGAUACAACCUUCAUGAAUGGAACAUUGUCCACCAACUGCAACCUUUUUGAGACAAACUCAAAACCAAUGUGCAUCUACAAAAGUCUUUUAAAUCUUCAAGCAAAUCAACUUUCCUGGAUCGCAGAAGGGAAAAUUCAUCGUUCUUUAGAUAGUGCCAUCUUGUCAGCUCGACUUACAGGAAGUGCAUCUCACCAGCCGAUAGACCCGCUUUUUUUCAAUGCAAAUUGGAAUACUUCGCAAGAAUUGUUCGUCCUCUGCUCGGACCUUGUAUUAGGUGAACAAUCAUUAUUGUCAUUGACAAUCAAAUCAUCUUCCCUUAACGGGUGGCAGUUGAGCGUCGAGAUUGUUUCAUUUGCAUUCGAUUGGCGAUGGUUCAUCAAUUGGAGUAUUCUACUGAAACAAGAUGGCCGAGAAGUUACAGCUAUAUCAGAGGGAAAUUACUUAUUUCAGCCAAGUGCUAUACCGAUCAGAUAUCGCUUUGGCUUAUUGGAAAGCAACUCGUCUUCACGAGUUUUCGUGCUACGACACAACAUCAGCUCUGCGUUGUAUCGCUUUGAAGGCAAUAUGACAAUUGACGUGGAAUCUACGGAUUCAGAUCCCGAAAUCAUCACAAAAAUUACCCAAAAAAUACGUACGUCAUCGUUAGAAAGACCUCUGCGGCUUGACCUACAACAGAUUUUUCAUCAAUCUGGCUAUUGGACCUGGGAAACCGUUGUGUUGAGGUCCGGCUUGUUCGACAUGCACGUUUCUGGACACUGGAACGAUACAAUUUUCCAGCAUUAUCGAAAACUCUUCCAGAUUCAUUCGCACGAUGAAGACUGUUUACCCUCGUUGAACUUAGAAUUUGAUUAUUCAGAUCGACGUCGCUUUUAUCACCAGAUCUCGUAUCCGUUUUUGGCCUGUUCUUAUGGUCUCCUUGUUCAGCUUUCUGAAUCUUUUACAUUCAUACCUGCUGAAGUAAGAAUUCUUUAUCGAGACGAGUUUGAAACAAAUCACUCGCGAAGCAUAUUGCAACUGAAGUUCUCCGAAAUUAACUCUAUUUUGAACGCUCAAGCAUCUGUUGAGUGGUUGGACGUAAAUCGAAUGAUUGCAGCUAUUAAAAAUCAGCUGAAUAAGAUUACCGCUUGGAUGGCAGAUGAACAGCAUCCUAUUAACGAGCUUCUUAAACCGAUUUUCCGUCGCCCAACCCUUGCCAAUAGUUUUGCUAAUGUGCUCAAGUGGUUAGAGAUUUAUUUCUGAUCAUAUCAAGGCUUCGUAGAAAAAAAAACUGGCAGUACAGGAGAUCAGAUUAUACAACAGUAAAUUUAGGCUUUCGUCCAACCGCAACACGUGUAAAUUUCAUUUGGAAAUGGAGUCAUUGUUAAAGAAUUAUCACGUUCAAAUGACAAUUCCUCACAUAUCUUGCCUUACCCCGCCCUGCAGCCACCUGGAGAAUAAAUUGGAAUAGAUUCUCAACACCUGCUCUUCCUCGUCAAGCGUUGGAAAGUGGUGAGUCGAGGGAUAAAACUAAAAUCAAAAUAAGCCCAACUUUAGUACUUUACCAUUAAAAUUAGGUAAGAUGGUCAAGUUUAUCUCCGUCUUAUGAUUACCAGAGGCAACAGUAAAUCUAUGCUAGCUACCCUGACAUACAGAUUCUGCCAGAUUCA
Molecule: messenger RNA, 2240 nt
Organism: Daphnia magna
Lineage: Eukaryota; Metazoa; Arthropoda; Branchiopoda; Diplostraca; Daphniidae
Exons: 7
Coding region: 73-1833 (586 amino acids)
Source: RefSeq, a predicted model, not a curated record